Molecule: messenger RNA, 1579 nt
Organism: Syngnathus typhle (broad-nosed pipefish)
Lineage: Eukaryota; Metazoa; Chordata; Actinopteri; Syngnathiformes; Syngnathidae
Gene: mettl8
Product: methyltransferase 8, methylcytidine
Exons: 11
Coding region: 332-1432 (366 amino acids)
Molecular function (GO): tRNA (cytidine-N3)-methyltransferase activity
Source: RefSeq, a predicted model, not a curated record
UCAUGUACGCAUGCGCAAAAGCAGGUGCCUGCUACUCCACGUUACAGCCAAAUCGGGUGAUUAUGGCAUUUUUUUCUCACUUUAAUAACUUUGAACCGACUGUGUCCGGAAGAGCUUGGGUCUGAGAACAGUCUUUUUGUAUCGUAAACACGACUACAUUAAAUUAGCGACCUUAGCUUAAGUUAUGAGGCAUCAUAGCAGACUGAAUCGGGUUGAAAGGCUUUCGAUCCAGUUUAUCGGCAAGAAGAAAACGGUAAAGCUGGUCUGCUUCUUUCCACGAUAUACGUCGACUCAACAACGUUAAGACUCACUGCUGACACCACCUGAAUAAAUGCACCACUUUCGGAGCCUCGAUUUAUCCACACUGGAGAGAGUCAUCAGUAGAGUGUCUACACGUUUGAAGAGCACAAUAGGAAGACCCUCAGCUCCACUGGGGUCAAGAAUUUUGAACAACCCUGAUGACAUCUUUAAGCACAAUAUGUGGGAUCAUGUGGAGUGGACAGAGGCGGACAAACAUAAUGCACAACUAAAAGCUGCUGAAAACUCCAAGGUGCACAUGCCAUUAGGGGAACAAGGCAAAUUCGAUACAGAAGCUCACCACUACUGGGAUAAGUUUUACGAGCUCCACGAGGGUAAAUUCUUCAAAGAUCGCAAGUGGCUGCUUUUGGAAUUCCCAGAACUUCUUCCAUCUGAUUCCAAAAGCCAAGAGAGGGGCUUUGAAGGAGAGAUGGAGUCUGAACACCAGCAAUGCCACAGCCGUACACACUUUGACUGUACUUCAGAUCAUCAAAAAAAUGAAGAAGCCAUGGGACUUACUUACCCUGGACAACACGCCUCUUUCAGGAUAUUGGAGGUUGGAUGUGGGGUUGGGAACAGCGUAUUCCCAAUUCUUAAUCAUGUCAAGGAAAACAGUGCAUUUUUAUACUGUUGUGAUUUCUCCCCAUGUGCUAUUCAGCUGUUGAAGAGUCAUCCCGACUACGACCACUCUGUGUGCCACGCUUUUGUGCAUGAUAUUUGUAAGGAUGAAGGUUCUCUUCCCUUUCCUCCACAGAGUCUGGAUGUUAUUCUUGCGGUUUUUGUGCUCUCCUCCAUUCACCCAGACAGGAUGCAAGGAGUCGUUAACAGGUUAUCCUCCUACCUGAAAUUUGGAGGGAUUUUCCUUUUUCGGGAUUAUGGACGAUAUGAUUUGUCACAACUCAGGUUUAAGAAGGGUCGGUGCUUGUCAGACAAUUUCUACGCGCGAGGAGAUGGUACUUGUGUUUAUUUUUUUACAAAAGAUGAAGUUAAUGCUUUAUUUACCAACGCUGGAUUGGAGGAAGUUCAGAAUCUGGAGGAUCGACGAAUUCAAGUUAACAGAGGGAAAAAAGUUUCAAUGCACCGGGUGUGGAUGCAGAGCAAAUACAGGAAAUUACAUCCAAGUUCACCCUGUUAACACCCUAUCAUGCACAUUCUUUUAGUGACAUUUAGAGCGCUUCUUUACUUUUAUACUUUGGACUUGAGCAACUGGGAUGUCAUUUUCAGUCGCCGUCAAGUGUCAAAAUGGCCACCCGUGGGAGAUGGAUUAAAAACAGGUAUUUUA